AUGCGUACUGCGUGGCGCUUGGGUGGUUGCGUCCAGAGGGGCGGCGGGUUGGCGCUCAUGAGGGCGGUUUACGAGUUCGACGCCUUGGCCUUUUCGCGCGACGCCGCCGCGGAGGAUGCGGUGCCGGUGAACUAUGUCAAGAAGCGGAAGGCGAAGAGCAAGGGCGCGGAGGCGGUUUUCGAUCCCGAGGCGCUAAAGGACUAUGUGACUGGCUUCAGGCGCCGUAAACAACAAAGGCGACAAGAGGCGAAAGAUGUGGCUGCCAGUAAGGAUUUGGAGGCUCGACGGGCGCUGCGUGCAGAGAAACGCCAACAUCUGAAAGAAAGGAUGGGAAUCGGGGCAGGGGAAGGAUGGGUGACUUCAUCAUCUGAGUCAGAAGAGGAUGACAACACAGAAGUAGUUGUGUACAACGUGGGUGACGCCACAACUACAGUAACAACUGCCCCUUUGAAGCUUCAUGAUGACAGCGACGGCGACUGUGACGACGAUGAAGACCCAAAAUCAGGCAAUCCUGAAGGCCAGAGGGUGAAUAGCGGGCUAGGUUCGAAUGAGACGCGAAAGGUGGGGGACAAGAGAGCUACUGGAGCCCUUCCACAACGCAGGAGAGGCGCAGGUGGGAAGAAAGCCCGGGCCGUGCGAAGGCGAAACUCCAAGAUGCCGACGAGGAGGUUUAAGACACGUAAACAUGAAGGGAAAAAGAAGCGCAGAUAA
Messenger RNA from Ostreobium quekettii, 711 nucleotides. NCBI's taxonomy places the organism in Eukaryota, Viridiplantae, Chlorophyta, Ulvophyceae, Bryopsidales, Ostreobiaceae. The record is from the annotation of a GenBank genome assembly.